Molecule: messenger RNA, 336 nt
Organism: Lactuca virosa
Lineage: Eukaryota; Viridiplantae; Streptophyta; Magnoliopsida; Asterales; Asteraceae
Source: the annotation of a GenBank genome assembly
AUGGCAUCACAGCAACAAGGACGCAAGAUCUCCGACCAAGUCUCCGAACAGGAGAAAAAGGAGCUCGACAAACGGGCUGCGGAAGGCGAGACCGUCGUUCCCGGUGGUACUCGUGGAAAAAGUCUGGAGGCCCAGGAACGCCUUGCUGAAGGGAGGAGCAAGGGAGGACAAACGAGGAGGGAGCAACUGGGGACGGAAGGUUACAAGGAGAUGGGUAAAAAGGGUGGCUUGAGCACCGAAGAGAAGUCAGGCGGUGAACGUGCGGAGGAGGAAGGAAUUCCGCUCGAUGAAUCCAAGUACAGCAACAAGACCUCAAAGGCUGAUGAAGAUAAAUAA